This is a messenger RNA of Debaryomyces fabryi, 1782 nucleotides long. RefSeq lists its product as uncharacterized. Gene Ontology annotation, biological process: SCF-dependent proteasomal ubiquitin-dependent protein catabolic process. Lineage: Eukaryota; Fungi; Ascomycota; Pichiomycetes; Serinales; Debaryomycetaceae. Gene Ontology annotation, cellular component: SCF ubiquitin ligase complex. The record is from RefSeq and is a predicted model, not a curated record. The coding region runs from base 1 to 1782 and encodes 593 amino acids. The transcript has a single exon.
AUGGGGUAUCCACAAAUACAGGGGUCAUAUUCUAAUUCACGAUCACAUCCAUUUGUAUCAUUAUCUCCGGUAUCGUCGUACGAAAGCGGCGGACAGGCACCAGGAGCGGACGAAGAGGCCAAGGACGAUAUUGGGGGUAGUAGUACGGAUUAUGGUAACUUCUCGCCUCUUCUCUCGUUGCCAUUAGAAAUUUUGUAUCAGAUCAUCGAGAUUGUGUACUACGAUGACAACACGACGUCAAUCAACUCUAACUUGGAGAAUUUUUCAAAGACUAUUCCCCUUUUGCUGAAGGCACUCAACACUAUUUCACUCCGGUUUCUCUAUAAAUACGCUAAUUUCAACCGGCCACAUUCGUUUGACAAGUUUUUGCAGAAUUUGAUAAAAUAUCCAACUUUGGGUCAGUUCGUGGAGUUUAUGGAUUUUCAGAUCUUCACGUCGAUUGGGUUGGGUCGGACAGGAAGAAUGAACCAGGAAAUUCAGAUGGUGACAUCCAAGACUAUUUUGCAGGCAUUAGAGUUGACUCCCAACCUAAUUGAAUUUUUGGCAAGCGAAAACAUCCAGGAUGAUUUGGACGAGCAUGUAUUGAAUUACUUAUUUAAUAACUUGCCCAAAUUGCAAGCGUUAGACUUCUGUGGUGCAAGUAGUGAGAGCUUCAUGUCUGCAUUCCAAAAGUUGAUCAUCAAUGACCCGAUUAAUGAAUUGGAUGAUGACGAAGUUGUUCUGAAAAGCAGCUUAGAAAACCUUUUUAAAAUAUCAUUUCAUGACUGUUCAAAUUUACCUCCUGAUGUUUUUAUCAAAAUCUUGCCUCACUUACCUAAUUUGCGGAGGUUAGAUUUGACACAUACUUCCAUAACAUCUACCAUUUUGAAUACUUACUUACCUCACUCCAUUAAAUUAACGCAUAUUUCAUUGGCAAAGUGCUCCAAAUUAACCACCAAAGACUUGAUAAAUUUCUUGACUAAUCAUCCUGCAGUAUGCCAAAAUCUGUUGAUUUGGCUUAACUUGCAGAUUGAUUCUAAUAUGGUAAGUCCUUUGAAUGAAGUAUAUUUAUAUUAUACAUUAAAGCAUUUAAAGGCUGAAAACCUUCGUUAUUUGAAUUUAGGAGGUUUGCCUUUGAACGGUAAGAUAUUGAGGUUAAUCAAGACAAACUUCACCCACCUUGAAAGCUUAUCCUUAUCGCAUUCUUCAAUUGAAUUAAAUGACGUCAAUGAGUAUUUAAAUGAAAACAAAAGUAUCAGAUAUUUGGACCUCACUGGUUGCAAGAAGAUAACUAGAUGGAAUUUAACUCACAUUUUAAAAGCUAAUUAUGAUUCUCCCUUAUCAGCAAUAGAAUUUGACUAUAAACUUUUGUUUGAAUUAACUAGUGGCGAGUUUGUCAAAAUUUUACCAUUACAAUCUUCCAAUAUGAAUUUGCUUUCAUACGAAACUAAAGAACCAGAGAUCUGGAAGUUUUAUGACAAUGAAGGACGGAGAUCCUGGAUUUACAAAAUUGUCCCUGGGGAUCCUAACUAUAAUUCCAUUCUAAAUAAUAAUAACAAGGCUCUCGCUAAUUCAAAUUUAACCUUCUACGAUUUAGAAACUGGUGAAAAGAUUGUUCAGAGAGUUAAGAAACCAGAGUUCUUGAAAUAUGCUUCCAGAAAGGUUAACUGUUCUAUUGGCUAUUUCAAUCUCAAUAUGGUUAAAAAGAAGAACUACAUUCAAAACAAGCUCAAUGAAAACAUUUGGCCGGUGGAGUUCAGUCAAAGAGGGAUUUAUAAUUACUACUCAUUAAACAUCAAAUAA